Messenger RNA from Hypanus sabinus (Atlantic stingray), 6798 nucleotides. It is a transcript of the gene rbbp8, whose product is annotated as retinoblastoma binding protein 8. The transcript is spliced from 20 exons. Bases 268 to 2748 code for a protein of 826 amino acids. Gene Ontology annotation, molecular function: damaged DNA binding; flap-structured DNA binding; single-stranded DNA binding. Gene Ontology annotation, biological process: double-strand break repair via homologous recombination; DNA double-strand break processing involved in repair via single-strand annealing. Gene Ontology annotation, cellular component: site of double-strand break. NCBI's taxonomy places the organism in Eukaryota, Metazoa, Chordata, Chondrichthyes, Myliobatiformes, Dasyatidae. The record is from RefSeq and is a predicted model, not a curated record.
GUGAAAAGCAUAUUAGGUUAUCCAUUGCAUUUGUACAUAUGCCUUUGCGGAAUCAGACAGGCAGAGCUGAGAAGCAGCUUUCACAGUGAUCAACUGUGGUCCAUGUGCGUUGCCUCCUGCAAUUCACUUGAAAGAUUGUAACUUCUGACAAGAGCAAGAUCAAAUAUUCAUGAAUACUCCGAUUUUACGUUGAAAGGUGAAGAUUGAUUUAGGUGGAUGCUAUUCUAACUGCAGUAUGUAGCUUUGAAGAUCUACAUACAAACUACCAUGAACAGCUCCAGCGUGAGUUGUGGGAGUCCAAGCACUGGGAGCACAACUGACACUACUGUAGAUUUAUUUAAGGAUGUUUGGACCAAACUGAAAGAAUGUCAUGACAACGAAGUGCAAGUGCUGCAAGUAAAAGUAACCAAACUAAAGAAGGAGAGAUGUUUAGAUGCUCAAAGACUUGAAGAGUACUACAAUAAAAACCAACAGUUAAGGGAGCAACAGAAAGCAUUACAUGACAACAUUAAAGUUUUGGAAGACAGGUUGCGAGCAGGUUUGUGUGACAGGUGUGCGGUUACUGAAGAACAUAUGAAGAAGAAACAGCAGGAAUUUGAGAAUAUUCGACAGCAGAAUCUAAAACUUAUUACAGAACUUAUGAAUGAAAAGAGCAAUCUUCAGGAAGAAAAUAAAAAGCUCAGUGAUCAACUUGAAUCACUUAAACGUCAGAAGAAAGAAAAACUACAUGAAGCAGUAGGUGCAGUAGAUCAUGAUGAUGGAAUAAUUCCAGGUUCUCCGAUUUUAUCCUUUUCCACCUCCGUGCUUAGCAGAAUGCGAAGGAGAAAGGAGAAGAGCCAUAUUCGCUAUGUGGAACAUACAAGUAUAGAGCCUGCAAAGCUGCCGAUUAAUGAGAAAUGUAAAAUGCUGUUAGGAUUCUCCUCUGGUGUGACCCACUGUAAACAGGAUGAAGAAAUCUUAGCAGCAGAUACCUGUGAUCUUGGUACAUUGUCAAUAGAAACCACAAAACAACCAGCAGAACAGUCAACCACACAACAGAAUAGCAUUAAUCUAGCUGCUGUUGUAGCAGAAACAUUAGGCCUUGGAAUUAAGGAGGAACCUGACUCGCAAAGUCUUCUGAAUUCAUGUCAGGACUUUCCCAAGACCACAAAAAUUCCACUGGAAAAGGAUGUGAAUCAGGCAAAUUCAGACCAUUUAAGUGACUGUGGCUCUGGGGUUUCAUGUGCAUCAGAAGCAGAUGAAAAGUCUCGGAGCUGGGUUCGUUCUCCUGUAUUUGGAGGUUCUGCCAAAGGUUCCUCUGAUUUUGAAGCAAAAAUCAAUCCAUUCCUUGAGCAAUCCAAACUGGGUGGACCAAAAAUGCCAAAAAAGCUCAUUGAAAUUAAGACUGAUGCUGCCUACCCAUCCCCAUGCACCAGGGUGGCAAAAAGAAAAAAAAUGGAAGAUGAGGAUGAUUCUGCCACUAAUUGUGAAAAGCCUUCAUUUAAUAAAGAAAAUCUUCCGUCAACAGGUGUUUCUCUGGACGAUAAUGUUGACAAGCCUUUGGACUUAUCUGAUCAUGUUUCUAGUGGCCGAUUGGAAGAUAGAAGUUAUGGAAAAGAUGCAGUGGAUAAUAAAUCAAUUAAAGUUGCUCUGCCAGAAUCCCUAAAAAUAAAUUUAAAGGCCAUCAAUCUCAGAAGAGCCUGCAAUGGAUUAACCAAGGAUUCUCAAGGUGGUGCUGCUUUUCUACAAGAAACCUUUGUGGCAUCACAUUCUGAUAGAUUUCAGGAUACUAAAGAGAAAAUUGUUAAAAACGGAGGAGAUGGAGGCUUGUCUGAUAACAGAAAACCUGGUAACUCUGCUCAGAAUGAACAAGGCUUUAGUAACUCGAAGGAUUUUGAAGUCAAAACUUCCAAAAGGAAAAAUUCAGAAACUACAUCCAAGGAGUCUACCUCGGUGCUUCAGCCAAAUCCCUGUGCAACUGUUACACUGUGUAUAAAUGACAACAAAACUGCAAGAAAACCUGAAAACAUUCAGUGGAGCAUAGAUCCAGAAGUAGAUCUCUCCGAUUGUAAGAUGGACACUUUAGAACUGGAAUUGAAGCCCAGCAGACAACUGGGGACAGAUACAUCAGAUAUAGAUUGCACUUUCGUGAGUGAAAGCAUGUUGUUGAAAGCAAAAAAAACAAGAACAGACCUGACCACUGAUCACUGCAAGAGUUUUUAUUGCCAACUUCCUUUUUUGGCUCAAGCAGGGAGACACACCUUGAAUGACAGCCUCUCUGAAAUUUUUGACCGCACUGCUUAUGGAGAAUAUGAAUCAUAUCCCCAAGAUAAAAGUCCCCAGAAAGAACGUGAAGAUGUUUUUCAAGAAGAACCAGAGAAAGUAAAAAGUGAAUCUUCUCUGCAGCCUUAUUUAAACUCCGGGCAGAGAAAAAAUACAGUUUUAAACUUUCCUCACAUUGAGGUGGUCCGUAACAAGGAAGAAAGAAGAAAGUUGCAAGGGCACACAUGCAAGGAAUGUGAAGUAUAUUAUGCAGAUCUUCCAGAAGAAGAGAGACUGAAAAAGUUGGCAAAUUGUUCCAGACAUAGAUUCCGGUACAUCCCCCCAAACACACCAGAGAAUUUCUGGGAGGUGGGGUUUCCUUCCACCCAAACCUGCGUUGAUAGAGGUUAUAUUAAGGAAGAGAGCACACCUUGCCAGCGACCGAGACGAAGACGACCUUAUAAUCCAACAUUUUUACUGAAGGACAAAGAACAGAAUUUAACUUAACCAUCCCAGUAAAAGGCAACAGCAGAAAACAAAAAAAAUCUACACUAAAGAAUGUAUCUUGAACGUCAAACCUUAUAGCCCAAAAGACAAGUUUAUUGUAGCAGUUGGUUAGAUUUAAAUUGUUUUUCUACAGGUAUUAUUUAAAUUAUGAUUUUCACCUGGAUAUUAGGUGAAAGCUUUUACAUUUGCACACCAUGCAUAAGGUUUGGUGCUAUUUAUUGCACUGAAUGAUAGCGCUGGAUAAUUAUGCCCUUAAAUUUGUAAAACCACUAUGUAAUUGUAAAUAAUAAGCUGAACUUUUGGAAAUUUGAUAAUGAGUAAGAUUAGAGUGAUGAAAGUCUGAGCAAUGUAAUAGCUCAUCAACAUUGACCAAAUGAAAAGCCGGCAUGGUUUUGAGCACCUGUUCAUUCAUAGAAUAAAUCUUUUUGCAAAAAGCAAGGUAUGUAAGUUCUAUAAUAGUUAAGCCAGAGGACUGAUACUGUGCAAGUUAUUCACGGAGAAGACUGCAGUUCCUGACCUAGUCCUUGGAUUGGCCUGAGUUGGCUAUUAGAUAACAUGGUUGUGUCAAGCUCACGUCUUUUUGGCUUCGUACCUGCCUCCAUGUCAUGAUGACAGUGGACAUGCAGCCACAUUCCUAUUCUUAUUAACAAUGCAGUUCAUCUUGCUAGAAAGUAGUCUUUCUUGGGCGUCUUCUGAAAUGAAUACUGGCUCAGCUGUGAGAAAUGUCACACCAGUCUUGACUGUUACUUGGAGAAGACAAGGGCGGUCGGCCUCUGUCCCACGGGCUAGUGUUGUCACCAGUGGAGGAGAUAUAAAAAGAGUGAUAGCAGAGUGGGAAAUUUGCCGACAUCAAGAGGGAGCUGGUGAUUGAUCAGUCAGUAGAUAAGGAGGCAAAACUUACGGUUAAUAUUAAUAUUCAUGCUACUCUCUAAUACUGUUUAAAAGGUUUAACACAUGACUUAAGCAGGCACUUAAAUGUAAUGCUGAGAUGUAAUAGAUUAAACAUCAUUAAAGGUAGAAUUUUUCAAAAGAAGUAUUAGACUGAGGGCCUCCAAAUCUGUUCUGUAUUAUUCCGGUGUAUGCUGAAGUCCCAUGAUUCCACUUGGAAAAGAACAUUCCCAACAAAGAGUCAUUCCCAUUCAGUAUUCUGCUAUAUGUUCAAAUCUUAUUGUGCAAACUGGGUGCAAUGUUAACUGAGCUCCUGUAGUUUGAAGUUUGUGAAGCAUUUGAAGGGUGAUGAUGCACUGAAUAAGACCAUCUCUGUAUUUUUCAUGUUUCACAAGUUGAGUGUCAAGUACUGCAACUCUCAGCAUCCUAGACAGAAUAUAGUAUGUUUAGGAUAUUUUCCCAUGUGGCCCUGGAGGUAAGUAAUAGAUACCUUCACCUUGGUAAUUAACAUUGAAAGUGACACAUUGCAUCUAGCUCUCCAGAGUAGCAAUGCUUUUUCUCUAAGAAAGCACCAGGGAUGUUUGGUUACUAAGUACAUUUAUACAGAAACAAGUGAAUAUAAUGCUUAAUACUUUCUGUAAAAUACCAAUGAUUCAGCUUAUAAGUAUAUUUAAUUAAAAAGAUUGAGAUCUCAUAGCAGCACAAACAAAUUUUAUCCAUUACUGAUUUAUAUGUCUAAGCCAGUGCAAAGUGUAAUUUCUUUUAAAUGUAGUACCAUUUCAUCUGCCCCUAUAGUGUGGAGCCACAAAGAAUUGGUGUAAAGAACUUACAGUGGCAUUGAGAUGUUCUAAACACAAUUUGAUUUAAUUAGAUCAGGUUCAAUAUUUGUGUCAUUUGUGGUGGUUACAUUUUGAACUGGAUUUGAAUCCUAGAUAAAAUGAUUUAACCAUAUCAGGCAAAGCUUUUGGUUUCAAUGUAUCCAGCGGACCACCCUGAUGAGUUGCAAUUUUGCACAGAAAUGAAUCCAAAGAAAUUAGUUUAGCGAUAGAAGAAUUAACAAAAGUUCAGUCUUCUAUGCAAAUUCCACACAGCUUUCUGUUAAAACUCGUGUCGCACAUAGGAAAUUCCAUGACCAUGUGGGUUUGCUGUGGAUUCCCUGGUUUCCUCCCACAUUCCAAAGACACAUAUGAUUAGCAGGUUGAAAUUGGGCAGUGUAGACUUGUUAGGCUGGAAGGGCCUGUAUCACUAAAAGCAAAUUUAUUCUAACUGUAGACUGCGAGUUGAACAGGAAUGUAGGUAAGGUUGGAAAAUAAUGGGCCAAGGGAACUGGAGGGAGGAAGGUCAAGGGUGGAGAGAUAUGAUGCAAUAGAUUAUAUCAUGGAUAGAACAAGAAAACCAUCUUAUUUAAGAGUGCACAAAACAAAGCACCUUAACUGGGAUUAUAAUGUGGGGCUUUGCAAAAAUCAAGGGUUUUAAUGAUGGAACAUGAGAAAUAUUACUAGUCUUUAACUUUCUCAUCAUUAACUGGAGAAAUUGCAAGUGCAUUUGGCAGGGGAGUAAAGCAUAGUGUUUGUGUAUGUGGGCCUCCAGCAGCAGUUACAAUGAGAUGUGAGAGAUAUUCCUUGCAUGUUAAUUUCAGGGAAAGUCCUGGGGAAAGGGCCACAGAACUGGAGUGAACAUGGGAACUGGCUUUGACAGGACAAAUUGGAUGUGCUAGGAAGCUUCCUGGUAGCUCCUUACCCACCUUACUCCCUACAGUAGCUGCCUCUACUCACUUCUCUGUAUUAUUCUCUUCCUACACGCCCUUCACCCUCUCAAUCUCAACUCCACAGUUUUGCCAAUUCAUUUAGAUCUGUUUUUAGAAUCCUCGGCCCUCCAUUCCACCCUGCAUUUCUGCAACUGCUUGUGGUAUUCAUCCGUAUAUUCAUCCCUGCAAUACACACAAAACACUGGAGGAACUCCACAGACCAGUCAGCAUCUAUGGAAAAGAGUACAGUUGGCGUUUCGGGCUGAGGCCCUUCAGCAGGAAUCUCGGCCAAAACGUCAACUAGACUCUUCCAUAGAUGCCGCCUGGCCUGCUUAAUUCCUCCUGUGUUUUGUGCUCGGAUUUCCACAUCUGCAGAUUUAUUUUUCUGGGAUUACUCACUCCUGCAUUUUGUUUUUGUAAAGGCAUAAACAAUAGUACUUGUUGCUUUAGCAAGAUGUAAAAUUGUGCAGAUUAACUUUCAGGCACUGCAGUGUUGAGAUGAAACUUAAAAAGUUGGAGACAAUUAACAGUUGGUGCGCCACCUGGUGAAGCAUUGUAAAACUACAUCUAAAGAUAAAUAGUUGUGCAGUAUUAAUGUGCAAAAGCUAAGAAUCCUGCAAAUAAAGUAAAAAGAAAAAUUCCAGGAGACACUGUUAGCAGCACCAGUUAAGAGAGAAAAACUGUUAACAUGUCAACUUGAUGACCUUUCUGUUUUUUUUUAUUUCUCAAGAAAUUAUUUACACAGCAAUGGUAAUUCUCUUAUUCUUGACAAUCCCAGCACAGGGAAGAGUGUGUCCUUUUGGAACUGAUUCCUGGUUUCAAUCUGGUAUUUGAUAUUUCUGCUGUCCAGAGGCAGAACAGAACAAUGUCUCACUGCUUUACUGCCAGGCAGGAGUCGUUCAGCUUCCCUAGUAUUUGCAAAUGAUACUGAUUGUAACUUCAAAACAUUAAACUAUUUCAAAGGAAAACAGGGGAGUCCAAAAUGAGAGUCUAACUUCAUAUUUAAGCCCAUGUAGCACGUGGUAGUGUGAUGACAUGUGAAAGUCACUUAUUUUACAUAUUACUCAACCAAUUAAACAACGAGUGCUUACUGGACAACACAUUUACAAGACUGUAAAAACAAAAGUUACUAUACAAAAAAUAAACAGUACAAAAGAGGAGGAGCAAGAUGGUGAUCAUGGGCCAUUCUGAAAUCUGAUGGUGGAGGGGAAGAAGCUAGUACUAAAAUUAAUGUGUGUAUAUUCUGGCUCCUGUACCACUGACUCGAUAGUAGUAAUGGUGAGGAUCCUUAAUGAUGUACGCUGCCUUUUGAAGAUUCCCUUGAUAAUUUGUGUAGUAGUAUUUGUAUUUACUGAACAUAUUCAUUUUCACAGCUACUUCAUCAGUCUGUAAGUUAUUAAUUGUCAAAUUCUGGC